Messenger RNA from Neltuma alba, 2606 nucleotides. RefSeq names its product VAN3-binding protein. NCBI's taxonomy places the organism in Eukaryota, Viridiplantae, Streptophyta, Magnoliopsida, Fabales, Fabaceae. The record is from RefSeq and is a predicted model, not a curated record. Gene Ontology annotation, biological process: phloem or xylem histogenesis; leaf vascular tissue pattern formation; auxin-activated signaling pathway. Bases 1195 to 2406 code for a protein of 403 amino acids. The transcript has 8 exons.
CAGAGGAAUGCAAUUACACGGUGGGUGAGAAGUGAUUAUCAGUUGUUAAUUAGGUUCCGGAUUACAUCUUCUGUACCUGAUUGAACUCGCUAAAAGAUUAAUUGGGUCGCAUGAACUGUGCGCAUAACAUGGAAUAUGACCUCUACUUAUAAUCAAUGGCUAUAUCUCCAUUUACUACAAAAUGGCGCAACAACAUCCUAAAGGGUCCACUUCUUGAUGGCUCUUUGAAAUCCAAUGCCUGUUCCUAUCACGAAAACAAUUUAUCAUUCAAAGUGACUUUUAGGUAAGUUUUGCUUUACGCAGGAAACAGAAAGACGACAUUAUAGUUUCAGGUAACAUUCAUCCAUUAUUACUUGAAUUAAUUGAAUCAAUGCUGAUUUUUUCGGUUCAUGUUUUCUUUUUAGUUCCUGCUAACUCACUGUGUCGGUAAAAUAACUUUUGUUAGCGAAAUGGUUAUUUGAAACAUAAAUUGCACGGCCUCGGUGAAACGGGAUGAAGAAGAAGAAGAAGCCUAGUUGAGGUGGGCAAGGGCUGUACUAAAAAUCGUCCCACCGACCAGGGUGGUCCUGCGCGCAUUUUAAAUUGUUCGAAUAUAAAAAUCGACCGAAAGGACGUACGUUGAACGCAAAACUCACACGAGGACAUCGAAGGAGACUCCUACGACCAUAAAUUUAUAAUCUAUAAUUAGUUAAAUGCUAGAGGGCUUUGCAUGAGCUCUUCCUGGGAACCAAAGCCCGUUCUCCUGGAUUAUGUUGGUCAAAUUAAUAGUAAAUUAGGUUUUCGAGCUUCGUGAACUCCAGGUUGUCUCCGAUGUUUUUUAAUUUCUGUAAUAAAAUCCUCACCUACACUCGUGGUGGUUCAAAGCACAAGAUUUCGAUCCUUGUUCCUGUAAUUUGUCUGGCCUCGCUGCUCCUAGGCGGUGUCUCUUGCAUAUAUAUUCAAGGCUGAAGGUGGUCGCAAAGUAGGAGACUUGGUCAAAAGCUUCUCUUGAUUCUGGAGGUUGUUAAGCUCCGUAAAGCAGAUUAUCAAUUCCGUGAAGAUUUUGUAAGGUUCAGACUUAGGCACGGUCCGUCAGGAAUAACGGAGGUAAUUUAUCUGCAUUGCAGGCUUUUGAAUAAAAAGUGUGUGUGUAUACAUAUAACGAUCUCAAGGAACUGAACUGCUCGAAGCAUUCAGAACUUUUCUGAAGCAAAAAUGGAAGGCAGUUUCUUUCCACCAUGGAAAAAUGGUUCCUGGUAUGGGCUCGAGGGUGUGGAGGAAAAUAACGAACUCAGAUUGGUCUCUUCGUUGCCAGCCAUACCUCAGCCACCGACACCGCAUGAGCCUAUGGAGUUCCUAUCGAGGUCUUGGAGUCUCUCUGCUUCUGAAAUAUCCAAGGCUCUCUCAGAAAAACAGAAACGAAAUCUCCUCGAUAAGAAUCCAGACGCAUUGCCACUAACUAUUUCAGCACCUCAACUUCCAGGGAAGGCAGUAAGUUCUGAUUCUACUAAUUGUCGAAGAACAAGCACCAUUGGUAGAUGGUUUCACCAAAAGCAUAAUGGUAAUCGUACUAACAAUAUCACAGCGAUGAGAAAGAAAGACAGGGUACGUCUUGAAAAUGCUCGUGUACAUUCUGCUGUGUCCAUUGCUGCACUAGCUUCGGCCUUGGCUGCUGUGGCGGCAGCAGAGAGCUCCAAUGGCUCUCCUUCAAAAUUGAACCUUGCUCUGGCUUCAGCCACUGAACUCUUAGCAUCUCAUUGCAUUGAAAUGGCUCAAUUAGCCGGAGGUGAUCAUGAGCGGGUGGCUUCCAAUGUCAGGUCUGCCGUUGAUAUUCGAACUUCUGGAGAUCUAAUGACUCUAACUGCUGCUGCUGCAACAGAUUCUUCUUGCACUUCAAAAUUAGCCCUGCGAGGGGAAGCAGCUCUGAAAGCGAGAUUGCCCAAGGAGGCAAAAAAGAAUGCGUCCAUCAGUCCCUAUGAUAGGGGAAUAGCUGAAACGCAUUUGUUUCCUUCUUUUGACGGUCCAGUGUGGGAGCGUCCUACUCCAUGUGUGGGAGAUUUAUUGCUGUUAACACGAAAAGGUGUUUUACAAUGGAAGCAUGUCACUGUCUACAUCAACAAGAAGUCUCAGGUCAAGAUUAAGCUAAAAAGCAAGCAUGUUGGAGGAACCUUCUCCAAAAAGAAAAAAUGUAUUGUUUAUGGAAUCUGUGAUAAAGAUGCUGGGUGGCCGUAUCAAAAGGAAAGAGAAGCAUCGGAAGAGUUAUAUUUUGGCCUCAAAACAGCACAAGGUCUUCUAGAGUUCAAAUGCAAGAGUAAACUCCACAAGCAGCAAUGGGUUGAAGGGAUAGAGAGUCUGCUUCGUCAACUCAACUCCAUUGAAGCAACGGAGCGUUCUCUUGAUAGUUUAAGCAUCAGUAACAGCAUAUAAUUUGUUCAGACAAAGUUUUCCCAAACGCCUGUACUCCUAUAUAUAUACGUGUGUCAGUUCUACACUAUGAUACAGCAAUAAAGCAAAUCUGAUGUCCAAAUGUCAAGGUCAUGACAUAACCAUCCAAUUUUGAAUGGAGUGUACAUAAGACAGAACAAUUUGAGAUCAAGAGGUGGUGAGGUAUAUUUGCAAUUUUCUGA